GGACUAGGCAACUGCAAGUACUUCCCCAAGGCCCCAAACUUUGAAUUGGCGGCAGUAGUGACCGCAAUACCACCAAGUCACCAUACUUUUUCACUCAAUAAUCUUAUUUUGUUCUUAAAAAUUACAUAUAUUCACUCAAUAAUUUACCAUACAAACUCAAUUCCCCCACUUACAAGAGUACCCACCACUGUACUAUAAUCUAUAGUGGGAUUUUUCAAUAAAUUAGGGUUCAUAUAAUUUGUUCACUGUAUGAUGGGAAUGGACGGAAAUUUCGAGCAAAUUCUACAUGAAGGCAAGCUCUUUCGCGAUGUUAAUGCAUUAAUUGUUGCUCAUCUUCGUGACAAUAAUCUCAAUCAGGCUGCUAGUGCUGUUGCUUCUGCAACUAUGACCCCAUUGAAUGUUGAAGUGCCUUCGCAUCGACUCCUUGAUCUAGUCUCUAAGGGUCUUGCAGUGGAGAAAGGUGAACCUAUUAAAGGGGUUUCUGCAUCCACAUUGUUUGAUUCUGGUCCUUCUGUACCCGCAACUUAUGGGGCAAUCCCAGUUCCACAAACUGCUUCUAUUGAUUUCAGCGUUGCACCGGAUCUGAAGGGCACAUCUAAGAGUUUUCCAGAGCAUGAGACAAGGCAUGUGUCAGAGCAUAAGAAUGCUGCAAGAUGUGCGAGAUUUAGUCCUGAUGGAAGAUAUGUAGCAACAGGAAGUACAGACACGUCCAUUAAGCUCUUCGAGGUUGCAAAAAUAAAGCAAAUGAUGCUACCAGAGGUCAGGGAUGGUCCGAUUCGACCAGUCAUUCGGACAUUUUAUGAUCAUAUUCAACCAAUAAAUGAUCUGGAUUUCCAUCCACAGAAUACUAUAUUAAUUUCCGGCGCCAAAGACCACACAAUAAAGUUUUUUGAUUUUUCUAAAACAACAGCAAAACGAGCCUUCAGAGUUAUUCAGGAUACUCACAAUGUGCGUUCAGUAUCAUUCCAUCCUUCUGGGGAUUAUCUUUUGGCUGGGACGGAUCAUCCAAUUCCGCAUUUGUAUGAUAUCAACACUUUCAAGUGUUACUUGCCAGCUGAUACUGAUGAUAUUGCUACUAAUGCAGCCAUAAAUCAGGUAAGGUAUUCUUCCAAUGGCGGCAUGUAUGUCACAGCAUCGAAAGACGGAGCUGUUCGAUUAUGGGAUGGUGUCAGUGCCAAGUGUGUGCGCCUCCUAGCAGGCGCACAUGGAGUUGAGGCCACAAGCGCAACUUUCACCAAGGAUCAUAGGUUUGUACUCUCAUGUGGCAAGGAUUCCACUGUAAAACUUUGGGAGGUUGGCACUGGAAGAUUAGUAAAGCAGUAUGUAGGAGCUACACACACGCAAUUGCGAUGCCAGGCUGUUUUUAGCUACACAGAGGAGUUCGUAUUGUCCAUAGAUGAACCAAGGAAUGAGAUUGUAGUCUGGGAUGCACUAACUGCGGCAGAAAUAACAAGACUUCGAUCAAAUCACGUUGGACCACCUCGGUGGAUCGAACACUCACCUAUAGAGGCCGCAUUUGUUUCUUGUGGGGCCGAUCGAUCUGUAAGAUUCUGGAAGGAGGUCCUCUAGCUUUUAGAAAAUAUAAAAAUCGCUCCCUGACAAUCAGGGAUAGGUGAUGUUCAGUUGAUCAUGCAAUAUGUGUUUUCAUGAUCCAUUCUUUUGUUUCGUUAAGUGUUAUAUCGUCCCAAAUAAUGUAUUUGUAUGAAGUUAAUUGUAUUCCUUUUGUUACCUAGCUUUUUAUGCUGUAAUAUCGAGUACUUCUAUGUAACAUAAACACAUCGACGAACAUAGAAUUUUCAUAUUUUUUGAAAAGCACUUCCAUCGGAAAAUCAGCAUAAAAGCAGUGAUGAUUGAUGGUGUACCAAAGACGUCCAAA
Messenger RNA from Beta vulgaris subsp. vulgaris (sugar beet), 1876 nucleotides. Its product is annotated as cleavage stimulation factor subunit 50. The coding region runs from base 250 to 1569 and encodes 439 amino acids. Gene Ontology annotation, biological process: mRNA 3'-end processing. The record is from RefSeq and is a predicted model, not a curated record. The transcript has 14 exons. NCBI's taxonomy places the organism in Eukaryota, Viridiplantae, Streptophyta, Magnoliopsida, Caryophyllales, Amaranthaceae. Gene Ontology annotation, molecular function: RNA binding; protein binding. Gene Ontology annotation, cellular component: mRNA cleavage stimulating factor complex.